Molecule: messenger RNA, 1287 nt
Organism: Papaver somniferum (opium poppy)
Lineage: Eukaryota; Viridiplantae; Streptophyta; Magnoliopsida; Ranunculales; Papaveraceae
Exons: 3
Coding region: 1-1287 (428 amino acids)
Source: RefSeq, a predicted model, not a curated record
AUGAAGUACAAUGAUCUAUGUGUGGGUAACACUUUCAAAAGCAAGGGGGAGCUGAAACUUAUACUUGCAAUAGCCAAAGUAGAAAGAACUUUUGAGUACAAAGAUUUUAAAUCCGACAGCCAGAGGUUUAUUGCCAAAUGCAAAGACAAGACAUGCGAGUGGCGUCUGCUAGAAGUUCCCUUAGAUUCUUGUGGGUGGUGGAAACUCACAGUUGCAAACGAUGUGCAUACUUGUGAAACCAACAAAAGGACUGACCUUGAAUUAAGAACCAAAGCGGCCGAUACUGGAAUUGCAGAGCUUUUCAAGAAAAAAUUCAAAGAACUGGAUGCGGCAUUUACGCCCAAACAACUGGUUAAGGACAUAAAAAGGGAUUAUGGAGUGGUUAUCAAUUACUGGAAGGAAUACAACGCUUGCAAGCCUGGUAUUGAGCUGAUCAAAGGUAGCCCUGAUGAAUCGUACCAACACCUCGUUGGUUAUAUUCACAUGCUUGGUGCUCGUAACAAGGGAUUCAAAAACUGUUUCAGACCCGCAUUUGCGGUUGAUGGUACACAUCUUACAGGGCCACGCCAAGGAGUUCUACUGUCGACCGUUGGAAUGCAUCCCGACGAGUCGAUCUAUCCAAUUGCUUUUGUUGUUGUUGAUUCAGAGAAUAAUGAAUCUUGGGAAUGGUUUAUGAGAAAGUUAGUCGGAGUACUUUGCGAUAAGUAUGCUAUGAAUGAAGAUGUUGUUGUGGCAACAGACAGGAACCCAUCGAUCGGUAGAGCCAUAAGGUUGGCAUUUCCUUGUGCUAAUCAGUAUACUGCAUCCACCAUCUUUCAGACCUACCACAACGCCACGGCUUCGGUGGCAUUUACAAGAGCUGCAAAAGCGUUUAGCAAUGAUGACUAUGAACUUGCUAUGAGAGACCUAGGUUUAGUGAUCCCCGCUGCUUUAAAAUCUGUAGUGGAUCUUGGAACGGAAAUGUGGGCCAGGGUGAAGGCUAGAACAAGUCGUUUUACUCUCAUGACUACAAACGCCUGUGAAACUUUCAAUUCAAGAAUAACUGAUGUUAAAGGUCUUCCAAUCUGCCAUUUAGUCUAUUACAUUCGCAGGUUCCUUAUGGAAUGGUUCUGCGAACGUAGACAACUAGCUCGUGAUCGGCAAGAUCCUUUGAGUCAACAUGCACGGGAUAUAAUCAAAGAAAGGUGGGCUGUGACAAAAAGGUUUGUGGCUUUCCAUGUCGAUGGGGACGAAUACGAAGUGGAAGAGGGUUACUAUGAAGAGCAGCACACCGUCUAUCUUGACUGA